Molecule: messenger RNA, 643 nt
Organism: Girardinichthys multiradiatus
Lineage: Eukaryota; Metazoa; Chordata; Actinopteri; Cyprinodontiformes; Goodeidae
Gene: gngt2b
Product: guanine nucleotide binding protein (G protein), gamma transducing activity polypeptide 2b
Exons: 3
Coding region: 243-455 (70 amino acids)
Biological process (GO): G protein-coupled receptor signaling pathway
Cellular component (GO): heterotrimeric G-protein complex
Molecular function (GO): G-protein beta-subunit binding
Source: RefSeq, a predicted model, not a curated record
GGAUCAACUGUGGAUGAGUAGCAGUGGCACAGCACAGAUCAGCCAGUGAAGAGAGCCAACCAGACGACAGGAAGGCACACCGUCGAGGAGCUCUUAGGAGCCGAAACAUUUCUCUAAGUGUUUGGGAUCCCGCCAUUCAACAGGGACCCUGGAGAGAAGAUCACAAAACUCAACAUUUAGGGAGUGGCUUUUAUACUUAACAUCUUUAGAAACCAGGAUUUUUUUUUCUUUUUGCAGCCAGGAUGGCUCGGGAUAUGUCAGAUAAGGAAAUCUUGAAAAUGGAGUUGGAGCAGUUGAAAAAGGAAGUGAGCACAGCAAGAACACCAGUGAGUGCAAACUGUACAGAAAUAAUUGCUUUCGUUGAAGGACUCUUGCCAAAUGAUCCGCUGAUUAAGGGCGUUCCAGAUGACAAGAACCCUUACAAGGGAGACAAAGGAGGCUGCAUUUUAACAUAGCACAAAGUCAUCCAAGGGAGAGUUUAUGUUUCUGUCAGAGUUGGUUGAUUUGUAGAGGUUUUUCUGGUUCAAAUGUAUAAAUAAAAAAAUAAAAAAACGAAGGUCUGGAUCAGUGUUUCUGUCAGCACUGUAAUAGUCAGUAUGACACUGGGUUACUUUGUAAAUAAAUAAAAAUAGCUGUAUACAUC